AUGUUGACAGCAGCUAAUAGUAUUGACAGGACGUGGAUGUGUUCUGGAGGAACAACAAUCAUCAGACUCAGGAAAGGAAAUGACUCCAUAAAAUGGACACGAGACCCGAAUAUCAGCUGGCUGAUUGACAGUUUCCUUACAUGGACUAGUGAUCCACCACGAAGUUCCAGCACUAUCGUUUCUGACUCUGUGACCGACUGUCGCCUCCUGGUACUAUUGCUGAACAUCGCCAGCAGACUGCAGGACGAUGGUAGGGUGGACGUCAUCAACAACAUGCGACAACUGUACACACGUCUUGGAGGACCGCCAUUCACUGAGGCUGACGUGACGUUCUGCCUUGAGUCUGCCCAGCGGCGGCUUGUGUCAAGUAAUGUUUACGCCAACUUCUGACAGCUUCCAAAACUGAACAUCGCUUCAUGUGACAUUACAGUUUCACCCAUACACACAUGGCUGUGGAGAAAACGUGUGGACUGUGAACCAUUCAUAUAAUUAUUAGCACAUGUUGUAUAUACUGGUGGAUGUUACACUAUGAUAUGUUUGUGUACCAAAUUACCACAUAUGCUACGAAAGCACAGUGGAAAUCGUCUGAGUUGUCAUACUUAUGACUCUGGACCUAUUGUGGUAUUAUAAAGUUCAAUUCACGUGAUACUUCCUCACAGUAAUAUAACCGAACGUCUUCUCAACAUGUUGUAGUGAGUGAGUAUGGUUUUACGCCGCUUUUAGCAAUAUUCCAGCAAUAUCACGGCGGGGGA
Molecule: messenger RNA, 752 nt
Organism: Haliotis rufescens (red abalone)
Lineage: Eukaryota; Metazoa; Mollusca; Gastropoda; Lepetellida; Haliotidae
Exons: 4
Coding region: 1-390 (129 amino acids)
Source: RefSeq, a predicted model, not a curated record